AUGCGCGGACAAACCGACGCACAAACGUCAUAAACACGCACCCGGAAGUGACAAUUGUUGUGGAAUUCCUGAUGACAUGACGAUUCAAACGCCCUAGAAAUACUGAACGAUUUUACAGCCAGCUGGAGAAGUCGCUCACAGUCGUCAAACAUGCAUGGUAGAGUAAAGGUCAAGUCCACUGCCCAGCAAGAGGAGGAGAAGAGGAAGGAGCGGGAGCGGAAACUAAAGAUAUAUGUGGCUGCAAGAGAUGCAUGUUUUUCAAAGAGGAAAGAUGGGAUCCUGGAUGAUGAAGCUCUCAAUCUGAGCCAGCAGCUGCUCUCUUCUAAUCCUGAUUUUGCAACCCUCUGGAACUUCAGACGAGAAAUCCUGAUGCACCAGGAGACUGUAAAAGAUGAAGAUGAAGUACAAAAGCUUUAUGAGGCUGAGCUCUCAUUUCUGGAGUCCUGCCUCAAAGUCAACCCAAAGUCAUACGGCAGCUGGCAUCAUCGAAGCUGGGUUUCGGCACGCUUACCUCGACCUGACUGGGCCAGAGAGUUGAGUCUAUGUGAUCGAUGUCUCAACCUAGAUGACCGCAACUUCCAUUGUUGGGAUUACCGGCGGAUGGUGGUGAAAAUGUCGAAGGUGCCUGUAACUCAGGAGUUGCAGUUCACUGAUCGUCUGAUCAGUUCCAACUUUUCCAACUACUCCAGUUGGCACUACAGGAGCACAUUAUUGCCCCUCCUACACCCUCAGUCUCCUGAGUCCCCCUCACUCUCAAAUGGGUCUCCUGCAGCCUCACCUCCUCCUUCUCCGACGAACCAGUCACAUCGCGUCUGUGAGGAGCAGCUUUUAAAAGAAUACGAGCUGGUCCAGAAUGCCUUCUUCACCGAUCCCAAUGACCAGAGUGCUUGGUUUUAUUAUCGUUGGUUGCUUGGCAGAGCUCAGCGUGAUGAGAUGAUUAGUUGUGUAUACGUCAGUCGUGAAGACGGGAGAGUUGCGGUGGCAUUUUCCAGGCCUGUUAAUGUGCUGACUAAUGGCCUGCUACUGUUGCUUGAUGGGCAGCCACAGAAAGUGCAAUGGAGGAGCUUCCACCCUCAGUUCAAGCACAGCCCCGUGUGGAUCUGUGAUCUUCCACCUGGAUUGAUCAGUGACAUCACAAAUGAGCAUGAUCUGUCGGUGCACUGGUGUGAAAAACACACACACAAGGAUUGGACUCUCCAUACAGGUCGCAGUGAAAGCUGGUGUCGGGACUCUGCCACCGGACAAGAGCUUUUCAAGAGUGAGCUGUCAGUGGAGAAGACCUCAGUGUUACAGUCGGAGCUACAGUCGUGUCAGCAGCUUCAAGAACUGGAGCAACUCAAUAAGUGGUGUUUACUCACCAUCAUCCUCCUCAUGAGGGCACUAGACCCCCUCGGAUAUGAAAAGGAAACCCUCACGUAUUUCCAAACGCUCAAGGAAGUAGAUGUGAUGCGGUCAGCGUAUUACAGCGACCUGUGCAGCAAGUUCAUGAUUGAAAACACCAUUCUGAAAAUGGAGUACGCUGAAGUUCGUGUGUUCAGUAUCGCUAACAAGAACCUGACCAAUCUGUGCCACCUGGACCAGCUGUUACUAGUUACCCACAUAAAUCUGUCUUCUAACCAGCUGCGACGCCUUCCCCCUCAAUUUGCCAUGUUGCAGUGCCUCCAGGUGUUGGAAGCUGAAGACAACUGCAUCGAAACCCUGGAAGGAGUCUAUCAGUUGCCCGAGCUGGAGGAAGUCCUAUUGAAGAACAACAAAAUAUCAUCUCUGGCUGUCCUGCAGCAGCUGGCCUCCUGCCCCAAGUUGAAGCGCCUCGAUCUCCGUGGCAACCCCGUCACUCAGACCGCUGACGUGGAGCCACAGCUUUCCAAACUUCUGCCCUCAGUCACAGACCUCCUGCUCUGAUCACUGCUACAUUGUCUUGUCACUCAACUGUCCCCCACAAUCGUGUCUUUGUUUGUCAGAGGAGAAAUUACUCAACUGUCUCCUCCACUUGUUUUGAAAAAGGAUGUCUGUCAUUUUGGCUCAACUGCUUCUGAGUGCUGAUGUGGAGUGUCGCCCUUGGAAAGGCGUGUGUGUGCGCGUGCGUGCGUGUGUGUCAGAGAGCAAUAUCCACUGUUGCAUCUCAUCAAAGUAGUGUGAGUGAAUCAGCAGUAGCCCCUGUGCAUGAUGAUGUUUUAAAUGUGUUGUAUCACUAACUGUGGCUCUCAUACUUGAUAACCAAGUUAUAUCAUGGUCACUGAAAUGUAAUUGGUGAAAACUUAAAUAAUGCUUCAACAACACCAAACCUGUGAUCUCAAUCUAAAUGUGCGUGUUGAUUGUCUUUUUAAAUGAAUUAAUUUCACCUUCAAGCAAGUUUGAAGCAGUAUGACAGCUCCUCACUGAACUUAAGAAAACAAACAAGUCAUGCGUGAAUAAUGUUCGACUCAGAAGCAAGACACGGUGCACAGAUAUUUAUGAUCUCAUCUCACAACGUGCCAUGAAGCUUAACAACUGUUUAGUCAUCAUGAUGUUAACAUGUUUGUGCCAUCGCAAAUAAAAACUCGA
Molecule: messenger RNA, 2544 nt
Organism: Synchiropus splendidus (mandarinfish)
Lineage: Eukaryota; Metazoa; Chordata; Actinopteri; Syngnathiformes; Callionymidae
Gene: rabggta
Product: Rab geranylgeranyltransferase subunit alpha
Exons: 17
Coding region: 151-1902 (583 amino acids)
Biological process (GO): protein geranylgeranylation
Cellular component (GO): Rab-protein geranylgeranyltransferase complex; cytoplasm
Molecular function (GO): Rab geranylgeranyltransferase activity; zinc ion binding; protein binding
Source: RefSeq, a predicted model, not a curated record